Molecule: messenger RNA, 15652 nt
Organism: Pocillopora meandrina
Lineage: Eukaryota; Metazoa; Cnidaria; Anthozoa; Scleractinia; Pocilloporidae
Source: the annotation of a GenBank genome assembly
AUUAGACCAGACGAGACGUAAAAUAUGACGCUGAGCUCGAAGUUUAUUUUUUUUAGCGUAAUUUUGGUUCCUUACUUCCUCUCGUUGAAAGGAGAAAUACUGAAUCUCAAAGCUGAUGACCCAGGCGUCCUUGAUGCACUUGAUUUUGCCAUGAAUGAACUCAACGCUAUAAGGAACAACUUGUAUCGCUUGAUGUCCACCAAAGUUGAGGACGCUAUUGUGCAGGUGAAAACGCAGCUUUGUUUGGAUCGAUACAUUAAUUUGUUUCAAUUUAAGGAAAACUUCGCUAUUUUUCCAGUGAAUAAAAACACGUCACAGCAAAACUAAAUUUCUUAAGCAUCCCUUGUCGCCACCAAGAAGCACGACAUAGGUUAAGUUGACCAUGAUAGCCGCAGAUUUACCGCGGGUUGAUACUGAAGUAAAACAUCGAACAGAAUGAGAAAGUCAAAGAUCUAAGGCUAUUGUUUGAAAGGUUUUUUAUUAUGUAGAAUCUUAUCUCGCACCCACAAAUUUGCAUUGAAUUUAAAUAAUUUGCACGCCCAACUGCGCAGCGCAAAACAGAGGUACGAGAAACAGGUUGUUAAUGUCCAAGUAAUCGAAAUUGCGAAGGGGUGAUGAAAGUCUCUUGCUACUACUUUCAAGGCCAAACAAAGUAAAUAUAAGCCACAUGUAUGUUAAAGCUACCUAAUGUUGCCAAUCAGAUUCUUUGCUUCCCACGCAUUGAAAGACGAUCGGUUAAGGGGAGUUAUAGGUUAAGUUGACCAUGAUAGCCGCAGAUUUACCACGGGUUAAAACUGAAGUAAAACACCGAGCGGAAUAAGGAAAGCAAAGAUCCAGGGAUAUUGUUUGGAAGUUAUUAAAUAUUUAGACCCUUAUCUCGCACCCACAAAUUUGCAUUAAAUUUAAAGAAUUUGCACGCCUAACAGGUACGAGAAACAGAUUGCUAUUGUCCAAGUAAUCGAUAUUAAUAAUAAUAAUAAUAAUAAUGAACGUUCUUUAAUACGCAUUUAAGAAUCUCAAUGCGCUUACAAUUUUUUACUAAGGUUGAGAUCGGACGUCAGCAUAAUCAGGCGCCUCUGGCAGCCGCUUUAGUCCAUGUAACGACCUCACCUUUUCCCCCCCUAUCCCACCCCAGGGGAGGACAUCCAUCACACAGUAAUCUCGUGCGUGGGAAAUUAACGUCUCCUACCCCUAACCCUGCAGGAGACGGGACCUCCAUUUAUUCGUCCCUAUCCGAGAAGACUAGAAUAUCUAACCAUUUCUUGAUGUUGAGAAAGGAAGCAUAUUCUUCUCAGUUAAUUUUAAGACCCUGAGUGUUGGUCCGGCCGGUAUUGAACUCUCGACCUCCCGCACAGCAGUCCGGCGCUCUCCCAAUUGAGCUAACCAGGCGGCGGUGGUAUUAUAUUACCAAUGUGUCAUGACCAAUGUGUCAUGAAAGUCUAUCGCUACUACUUUCAAGGCCGAACAAAUAUAUCGUACAUGUAUGGUGCGAUAUAAUUUAUUCAGAGAUGUGAAAGUUGCUGGAGUUGCCAGCAUUUACAAGUUGUCGCUCAGUCAGGAUGUAUACCGCAACAAGUCGUUUGAGAGAUUUCGGCUGCCGAAAAGUGUGGAGGAUGAGAAGAAAUGUGUAGAUAAUGCAGUACCGAAAUCAACAGCUUAUUAAACCAAAUAGUCGUGUAAGGUUUUCGAGGAAUAGAAACGGAAUCGAUCAGUGAAAUCCUGUACUUUGGAACCCGGCGGUCUUUUUACCACGAAAGACUUUGAAGAAAGAGUACAAACUUUGGACACGGCCAUUACAGAUAUGCCUGCAUGCAGUGUGAACUACUGGCUGUUGAAGUUCGUUCAAGAAGUAAGCAACUCUUCUGGGGAACGCUAUCCUUCCCGUUCGUUGUACUCGAUUAUUUAGGGACUGAAGCGCCACCUUUGUGAUGUAAAUAGUGCAAGUUGUGUCAAGUUUAAAGAUUGUGAAGUAAAUUUUUGUGUAAUUGGGCUUAAAUAAGACAAUGAAGCACUGUAAAAGUAAGAUUACUUGUGACUAUAAGCAGGGCUCAACACUAAAGGUAGCCCACUAGCCACAAACUAGUAGAAAUUCAGUUUUGGCUAGUGGUUUUCGAUUUCCAUUAGCCAGUUUGGCUAGUAAACAAAUCGAAAUUGACCGAACUAGUUUUUCUUUUUUCAAGGAAGACAAACUCAGACACUUUUCUCGGAAUUUCGUUAAAGGCGUAUCGUGUUACCGGGCACGUAUGUAAAUUUAUGUCCGAUUACUUUUCGCUCUGGGUAUUAUGUUGAAAGAAAUAUUUGACCGACAAGAAAGCGUUUUCUUUUUGUUACGAAAUUACUUGAAGAAAACAUGAGCUUCCUGAUAAAAUCACGCGCAAAAUCGUGCGGCACUGUAAAGGGAUAACAUUUAAUUUAAGUCCUCAGUUGAUUGUAGUUUACGUCUCGAUUUGUCAGUCAGUGGUUGCAGUAUCGUCGUAAGGUAUUUCGACAGUUGGUACGUCGGGUCCCCGAACUUUAUUGACGCAAUCAAAGACGUACAGAUACCUGACGACUACAAACUUGUGUCUUUUGAUGUGAAAUCACUGUUCACCAGUAUUCCACUUCAAUUGGCUCUACAGUGUACUGAAACCGCCAUCCAACAGUCUACUGAUGCACUACCAUUACCGACAGAAGACAUUAUGGACCUACUUAACCUCUGCCUUACAUCGACUUACUUUCAGUACAACGGGAAACACUACAAGCAGUUGCACGGAACAGCUAUGGGGUCGCCGGUCUCCGUUGUUGUCGCAGAAAUUGUGAUGCAAAACAUCGAGGAACGCGCCCUUGCAACUUGCCGACAAACCAUACCGCUUUGGUUACGCUACGUUGACGACACAUUUACCGCCGUACACAAAGACGAAAUUGACGCUUUUCACAAUCACCUUAACGAACAAAACACCGACAUUCAGUUUACCAGGGAGAUCGAAGUUUGUCGAAGAAGACGGCAAGCUUCCUUUUCUCGACUGCAACAACACUGUUGUUACAACAACAACGACUUCUGGAAGGGCAAGUUUCAGAUGCGAGACCGUUACCCCAACUUAUUGCUGGUCAUCGAGGUCUGCCUUGUUAUACCUGUGCAAACUGCUUGUUGUGAAAGAGGCAACUCCUGUCUGAACAGAGUUAUGUGUGACUUCAGGUCAACCCUUGAUGUUGGGACUGUUGAAGCCCUCAUGAGAAUUUCUCUUAAUGGACCAAACCCAUUAGAGUAUCACUCUUCUUUAGCUGUUGCAACCAACUUUCAUGGACUAAUUUCAUUAUUAAUUUCUUGCCAUAUGGACAAUGGAAAAACAGUAUCAACUAGUUUAAUCAUGUGACAUCUUGAAUUUAAUACUGUUGUUGUUAUUAUAUAAUUGGAACUGGUUUAAAGAUUGCAUCUGGACAAUCGAAUCUCUGAACCUUAAUUGCAGCCUAACUGAUUUUUCUCUGGUAACAAAACAUCUUAACCAUGUUGCAUUUCAAAAAAUAGUUGUUUUACCUUUCGAACUGGUCUAAGUAAAGUGUAAUUACUGGUACCAACAUUAUGUAAGAAAAGGUGUCGUUUGCAUUGUACUUUCAAGUCUUGCUAAUAAUUCUGCUGUUACUGGACCUAGCCAACAUCAAAGCUUUGCUAGUAAAAAAGAAUUUUGGCCAGUAACAUCGAAGCUGUCACUAGACACUAGGCUGGUAAGUUGAAAAGUUAGUGUCGAGCCCUGAUAAGUAUUCAAUGAUUUUGUGCAAGUUGUCAUUGUGCAUAUUUUAGUGGUAUAUACCACUCUCACUGGAGAGUGGUAUACUGUUUUUCAUUGGGUAUCCAAACACAUGCACAUGAUGUGGUAUACAUCUUGUGGUCGGUAGUUGACCUCAUGAAUAAUAAAUGAGUUUGAGAAGUGCAUGGAAGCAUAGAGUGAGAUUGUGCUUUUGGAUACAGAUUGACUAAAGAUGACAAUUUUAGUUGGUUUGUUUGUUUUUUAAGUAUCAGAGGUGAUUCUUGUAUGGUUUUAUGUUUCAGGUUGUUUCUGGCCGAAAGUUCUGUAUUGUUUCGGAGAUUGGCAUUUCCCGAAGUUGCCGGAAUGAUAAGGCUCACAAGUCCGCCUCUCUGGAUACUUGCCCUGUUGACACAUUAGAGGUAGGAGACUUUGUUCUAGGGAUAUGUGGAUGUCAUAAGACUGAAAAUGGCGGCAAUGCUUUGUGUAGAUAAAUUCAACACAUUUAACGCCAGAAAGGGAAUGCACAUUUAAUCUAUUUGCCAGAUAGGGGAAUAUUUAGAUGUAAAGAUGUGUAGAUGUGCAUAUGUGUAGAUGUGUAGAUAUGAUCCAACUGAAAAUAGGUAAUUAAUACAAAUAUCUUAGUACAAAUAUAACAACAACUAGAAGAACAACACAACUACAUGAAAUAGAAACUUACAGCUGUUUCACAAUCAGGGGUACCUUUUGAGGUCAGGAAGAGGAAAAAAUAAAGUUUUAUCUUUCAAGAAGUAAAAGUAAUUUGUAGGUAGCUUUGUGCCUUGGGUAUACUGAAAAUAUCUUUGCACAAACUGCCUUAAAUCCAUUUAAAGAGGUCACUGCAACAUUCUUCAGUAAAGGAAAUUAAGCUAUAACAAUUAGUAAGAAUUUCAUCAACACAUAGUGGAAUUUAAUAAAUUGACUUCACUCUGGAUUUAAAAAUCAGAGCCAACAGAAGUCUGCACAAAGUGAGAAUCAUGUCCUUCAACCUAGUUACUAAACAACAGUUUCCAGUCAAUUAAAAUUGUAAUUUCCUCCUAACAUAGUAGGCACGCAUAAAAGUAAUUGUGAUCUGCCAUCAAAAAGUCAUUAGUUCAUGUGUAACUUUUGACUUUAACCAUAUCUUCUGCUGUAAAACGAAAUUGCUCUCUCUUAAUUGUCGACCAGUGUAGGAAAACUAGCAAAACAUACUAUGUUAUCUUGAAUUGGCUCCCAGGACUAAUCUUUCAGAGUUGGCUAGAUGUAAAGAUCAUCAUCAUUCUGUUUGUUGAUUAUGUCAGCGAAUGCAAAGCCGACCUAGUUGCAAUAACUGAAACUUGGUUAUCAGACAACGACUCCGCUGUGUGCUACGAGAUAACUCCUGCUGGCUAUAAACUGUUACACUGCCCUAGGGGUGAUCGUAGAGGUGGAGGUACGGCCCUCUUGUUCAGAGAUAACAUCAAUGUUUCCAAGCUCGAAACUGUUUCAAGGAUUUCCUUUGAAUCUUCUGAAUACCUUGUCUGCACUGGCUCCCUACGCUUUCGAUUGGCAAUCAUCUAUCGACCGCCGUACUCUGUUAAUCAUCCUGUGACUGUGAACAGUUUUAUUGACGAAUUUUCUGAGUACCUUGAAUCUGUUAUCCUAUCUAACGAUGUCCUGUGUUUAACUGGCGAUUUUAACAUCCAUGUUGAUGAUCACAAUGAUUCAGCUGCUUGUCGCUUUUUGGAUUUAUUGGAGUCAAUGUCUUUAACUCAACAUGUGACAGAACCAACGCAUGAACUUGGUCAUACACUAGAUCUGGUAAUUACUCGAAAGUCAGACAACCUUAUUAGCGGUCGACCAGCGCCUGACAUUCUAUUUUCGGAUCAUCUAGCGUUACUUUUCAAAUUGAAAACACCUCGACCACCUCUCAAAGUUGGGCGUGUCUCAUUUAGGAAGUUGCGAUCAAUUGAUAAGUCUGCUUUUGCGGAUGAAAUCUGUAACAGCGAGCUUCUUCAAACGGAUACUGAAGAUCCUGACGAGCUGGCCGCCUUAUUCAACAACACAUUGCGUUCCCUGCUGGAUCGGCACGCUCCUGUUAAGCAAAAGAAUGUUACUAUUAGAUCUCGUGUUCCAUGGAUGAAUGAUGAAAUUAUAUUGGCUAAACGUCAACGGAGGAAAGCUGAAAGGAAAUGGAGGGCUUCUAAAGCACACAUCGAUUUACUAUCCUAUCGCGCAAUGAGAAAUCGAGUGACGUUUUUGAGUAACGAGGCUCGUUGUGCAUACUAUACAAACUUCAUAACUGAGAACAGCACGGACCAGAGAAGGUUAUUUAGAGCAAGUAAGUCCCUGCUGAAUUUAUCAAAUGGUCCUGGCCUCCCACUGUCGACUAAUGAUUAUCAGUUGGCUAAUGAUUUUGGAAAAUUCUUUGCUCAAAAAAUUGCUGAUAUCAAGUCUGUUAUUGCAAACCAGAGCCGCCUUCCUGUCACCAUCGACGCUGCCAGUACUGUGACUGCUUCCUGUUUUUCAGAAUUUACUCUCCUGUCCGAAUCAGAGGUUUUGAUUUAAUCAAAGCUUCAUCAAAGAAAUCUUGUCUUCUUUGAUCCUAUUCCAACCAAACUUCUUACGGACUUCGCCGAUGUGCUACUACCUCCGAUCACGAAAAUAAUAAAUCUUUCGCUUGAUUCUGGUUAUUUUCCACGCACCUGGAAAAGUGCUCUAGUAAGGCCGCUGUUGAAGAAGGAUGGAUUACCUCUUGUUUUUAAGAACUACAGACCCGUGAGUAAUUUGGCAUUUAUCUCAAAGCUGGUUGAGACUGUUGUUGCCAAGCAGCUACAGCAUUAUCUGAAUGGCAACAAUCUGUUCCCAGUGUUUCAAUCCGCCUAUCGACAGAACCACAGCACAGAAACUGCACUCCUUAAGGUUAUGAAUGAUAUUCUCCUUAACAUGAACAGUCAACGUGUUACUCUGCUUAUUCUGCUCGAUUUAAGUGCUGCCUUUGACACAGUUGAUCACGACACCAUGCUACGUCGACUUGAGUCAUCAUUUGGUAUACAUGGGAAAGCCCUCUCCUGGUUUACGUCCUAUUUGUCUGGUAGAACUCAACGGAUAAUGAUUAACGAUUCGCUGUCGGAACCUUUUAAAUUAGAAUGCGGUGUGCCUCAAGGUUCCUGUCUGGGUCCGUUAUUGUUUUCGUUGUAUACGAGCAAGCUUUUUGAGAUCAUUGAAUAUCAUUUGCCCACGAUUCAUUGUUACGCUGACGACUCUCAAGUUUACAUCUCAUUCAGUCCCAACGACAGAGCUGAGCAACUUGCUGUAGUGAGGAGUAUGGAGGACUGCAUCAGAGACAUUCGUCUUUGGAUGUUGAAUAAUGAUCUUAAAUUAAAUGACGACAAGACUGAAUUCCUUAUCAUUGGCACAUCACAACAGCUGGGAAAGCUCGACAAUAUCAGUAUACGUGUGGGCGACUCAGACAUACAUCCCGUGCCAAUUGCGAGAAAUCUUGGUUCCUGGUUUGAUUCAAGGCUCUCCAUGGCAACACACAUCACGAAAAUUUGUGCCUCUUCAUUUUACUACAUUUAUAAUAUUCGUCGGAUCAGAAAGUACCUUUCACAGCAGUCAACGGAAACUCUUGUCCAUGCAUUUAUAACGAGCCGCCUGGACUAUUGCAAUGGCCUAUUAUAUGGACUACCGGACUGCUUGUUGAAUAAGCUGCAACGAGUACAGAAUGCUUGUGCCAGAUUGAUUCUUAAAGAACAGAGAUUUUGUCAUAUUACGCCCUUAAUUUUUAAGUUACACUGGUUACCAAUUAGAUAUAGAAUUGAGUUUAAAAUAUUGUUAAUUACUUUUAAGAUUCUUAAUUUUUAGCCCCUUCUUAUCUAUCCUCUCUUAUUUCCCUUAGACCCCCCUCCAAAUAUAAUUUAAGAAAUUCCAGUGAUAAGCUUUUACUUAGCCAUCCAUCAUUUAAAUCGAAAGCUACACUGGGGGACCGUUCUUUUACCUGUGCUGCUCCGAAACUAUGGAACGAACUACCGCUGGAUAUUAGGAGCGCAAGAACAGUAAAUAUUUUUAAAGCUAAACUGAAGACUCACCUUUUUCGUAGUGCAUUUCUAUAGCUUUUUUUUUUUUUUUUUUUUUUUUUUUUUUUUUUUUUAUCUCGUUUCUUAAAAUUAUUGUAAGUCUAUUUUAAUGAUAAUUUUUAAUCUUGUAAUGCGCAUUUGAACAUUUUAUGGAAUUUGCGCACUAUAAAUUUUUAAUAUUAUUAUUAUUAUUAUUAUCGUCACACUUUUUUAUGAACCUCAGAUGGGCUUCCUUUUCAUUCUCUGAGAUGUCAAGCACCUCUGCCAUGUAUAGAUGUACACUUUUAGAUCCAUGCAACGUGACAGCAACAAAAUCUUCGAUCUCAGGUGCAUAGCUUGCUGUUGGUAAAGAAGGUAUUGAACAGCUGGUAGUGGAGGUGGUGCUGGUGCUGGUACUGGUGCUAGUGCUGGUGCUAGUAUUGGUGAUGGUACUUAAUUGUGCUAGGUUUGCCUGAUUGCUUCUGAUUGAGCAAUUGCUUUGGUUCUGAGGGUGUGGUAUGUUCUUUAUCUUGGCACUUAUUAAGAGUACAUUGUCCACAGCCUUGACAGUAUUUCUGCUUGCUUGCUUUUUUAGACAUUUUUUGCUUGCUUCUCUUUUCUUUGCUGCUGAUGAUCUACCAGGUUUGGCCAACUGUGUUACCUGAUAUUCCUUUCUCUUCUUCCUAUGCAUUUUUAUCUCAAGCCUUUUUUCUCUCUCUUCUGCCUUCUUAACAACGGACGAUGCACAGGGUACUCCUUCCGAGCCUGUCUACUCUUUUUCUUUCUUUCACUAUCUUUUUGAUGUGCUUCAGCGAGACGGACAGGUUCUUCCUUAAUUCUUGCCCUUUGCCUUUGCUUCUUAAGUGUAUUCUGGCUAAUCUGCCCAUCCUUACCUUUUUUACUGUUUGCCCUCCUCUUUUCCUUGUUCUGGUCUCUUAAAUGCAUUCCCUAAAAAGCUGGAGUUUGAUUGCAAUCUACACUGCAAAAGCAGGAAUACUCAGUGCACAAUGCCACAGUGAGACUCACUCUCAUGUAAAGCCUGUUACUUUACAUAUGGUCACUCAGGCUAAUUGUUAAAUGAGACUUUCUAGCAUUCUUGAAAUGUAAAGGUUCUUCAAGGUAUCAGGGUAUAAAAGCUGUUCUGUAUCAAGCUGAUCAUGAGUAAAGGGUUUCCUUUAUUAACCAGCCUGAAAAUGGUUUGCACAUUUUCUAGCUGUUAUCAUAGUCUAAAAUGUUUUUGCAGCAGUCUAGAAUGCUCUUUUGCAGAGAAAAUCCAAGUUUCUAGUUAAUUUAUAUUUUGCUCUAUCAUUUGACUAUUUAUAACAUAUCAUGUUGGUAAUAAAGGUAAUUUAAGAAUAUUGGGGGUAUGGACACUACAUUGGCAACAAAUCAUUAAAUAUUUCCUUACUUAUUGGUGACAGCAGUCUUAUUUAUAAAUCCAUACAAGUGACAACUCUCCUCUUAAAUUAGAUGAAUUUCAAUAAAAUUCAGAGAGAUAACAGUAGGGGUAAUUGGACACUACACAAUUUUUGUGAAAGCGAAGGCCUCAAUUUAAACAAACACAUAUAGUAAGCUGGAAUUGUUCCAGUCAAGUUCAUACUUUUUCCCAAUUUCCUAGGAGAAAAACCAAAGAAAAGUUUCUCAAAGAUUUUAAUAUACCCAGUGUCAAUAGUUAUUGUCAAAGUCAAGAAAAUAUUUAACAAUAGUCAGUUUGCAGAUUAACUGCUGGUAACUGUAAAAUUCAAAUGAUUAUUCCUUUCAGUUCAUAGUAAGAGUAAGGGAAGGGGUUCAGCAAUAUAUUCUGCACUCAUUUGUUAUGUGGGUGGGUGAUAUUUUCAAAGUGAGUUAUAUUUCUCAUUUUGUAUUAAAAUAUGAAUGUCACACUGCAACAGUAUGAUUAGAGCAUUGUUAACCACAUAAUCCUUCAUAAUUCUGCCAAAUUGUGACCAAUUUCUGCAGUUCGUUUUAUUUUGUGCAGCACAAGGUUCUCUUUCUUACAACGCAUUUCCUGUUUGUUACCAGUUUGAAAAUAAAAGCUUGUAACAUCACACAAGUAAAAAGGGUACACUUAAUUGUGAAACAGCCGUUACAAUUUGUGGCGCAACCAGGUCCAGUAGUAAAACUCUUAAACAAAAGCAACACAGUGCUAACAAAAAGUACCAAAAUGGCUGACUUUUAAAUCAACUAGCCAUGAACUAACCACAACAACGCUUAUACUUGCAAGAAAUAAAUCAAUGUAUUAUUCCUUGUCAAUAGGAAUGAAAUUGAAUAACGGAUUGGUUUUAAAAUUAUAUUGCUUAGAUUUUGUAUACUUACCUAUUUCUUAUGAGUCUCUUGCCCCAAGAGAUCUGUCAGUUAUAGACCACUUUUUGCUGAUGUCAAACCUUUCAUUUCUUGGGCACUUACACCAAAUACAAACAAAAUUUUGAUUUGCAGCCCCUAGACCACAAACACAGGCUAGAAAUUUCCAGUCUCUUCCCAAAGAAUACUCAAUGCUAUACUUAUGACUAUUUACAGUUAUUUCUUUCAAAUUUGACAUUUCAUUAUUUAGAUCAGUAAGGCUUUAUUUAAGACUGUCAUAGUUCUCUGUUGUCAUAGUUCUCUGCAACUUGACAGCAACAAAAUCUCCAAUCCCAGGUGCAUGACUUGCUGUUGGUAAAGAAGGGAUUGAACUGUUGGUAGUGGAGGUGGUGCUGGUGCUGGUGCUGGUGCUGGUGCCAGUGCCGGUAUUGGUGAUGGUACUGGUGUUAGGUUUAUUUCCUGAUUGUUUCUGAAUGUGCAAUUGCUUUCAUUCCUAGGGUGUGGUAUGCUCUUUAUCUUGGCACUGAGUACCUUGUCCACAGCCUUGACAGCACGACAUGCUUCCUUUUUUUGGUAUUUUUUGCUGGCUUCUCAUUUCUUUGCUGCUGAUGAUCCACAAAGUUUGGCCAACUGUAUUACCUGAAAUUCCUUUUUCUUCGCCCAACACAUUUUCAUCCCAAGCCUUUUUGUCUCUCUUUCAGCCUUCCUAACAAAGGGUGGUGUUCAAGGUACUCCCUCUGAGUCUGUCUACUCUUUUUAUUUCUUUCUCUUAUCUUUUUGAUGUGCUUCUGCAAGACAGACGGGGUCUUCCUUAAUUCUUGCCCUUUGCCUCUCAAGUGUAUUCUGGCUAAUCUGCCCAUCCUUACCAUUUUCACCAUGAGUCUUUCUCCUUUCCUUGUUUUGAUCUCUCAAAUAAAUUCUCUAAAAAGCUGGAGUUUGAUUGCAGUCUACACUGCAGAAGCAGGCAUGCUCAGCGCACAUUAUGCUGCAGUGAGUCUCACUCUCAAGUAAGGCCUGUUAAUAUAUGUGGUCAUUCAGGUGUAUUAUUAAAUGAGACUUUCUUAAGCAUUCUUGUAAUGUAAAGGUUCUUCAAGGUAUCAGAGUAUAAAAGCUGUAAGGUAUCAAGCAGAUCACGAGUAAGGGGUUUCCUUUAUUAAUUACCCAGCCUGAAAAACAUUUCACACAUUUUCUAGCUGUAAUAGUAGCAGUCUAAAAUGUUGUUGCAGCAGUCUAAAAUGCUCUUUCGCAAAGAAAAUCCAAGUUUCUGGCUAAGUUCCAUAAUUUGCUCUAUCACUUGACUAUUUAUAGCACAUCAUGUUGGUAAAAAUGGUAAUUUAAGAAUAUCAGGGUUAUGGACACUACAUUUGGCAACAGAUCAUUAGAUGUUUUUUUACUUAUUGGUGACAGCAGUCUUAUUUGUAAAUCCUUGCAAGUGACAAUUUUCCUCUUAAAAUGUAUACCUUCAUUAGAUGAACUUCAAUAAUAUUCAGAGAGAUAAUAGUAGGGGUACAAACACUACACAAAUCCAAGGCCAUAAUUUUAGCAAACACAUAAUAGCAGGCUGGAAUUGUUCCGGUCAAGUUCAUACUUUUUCCCAAUUUCUUAGGAGAAAGAACUAUCCUUUUAUCUCAAAUUUGUUCAGUUUACCAACAUUUUGCAAAGAUUUUAAUACAUCCAGUAUUAAUAGUAAUUGUCAAAGACAAGAAAAUAUGUAAGAAUAGUUAGUUUGCGGAUAUUAACUGCUGCAUGGUAACUGUAAAAUUAACAUAAUUAUUCCUUUCAGUGGAUAGUAAGAUUAAGGGAUAGAUUGCAACAAUAUAAUCUGCACUUAUUUGUUAUGUGAGCGGGUGAUAUUUUCUAAGUAAGUUAUCUUUCUCAUUUUGUAUUAAAAUAUGAAUAUCACCUCUGCAACAGUGUGAUCAGAGCAUUUUUUAACCACUAUAAUCCUUCCAAAUUCUGCCAAAUUGUGACCAAUUUCCACAAUUUUUUUAAUUUGGUUCAGCACAAGGUUCUCUUUCAUACAACACAUUUCCUGUUUGUUACCAGUUUGAAAAUUAAAGCGUGUAAGUCAUCACACAAGCAAAAAGGGUACACUUGAUUGUGAAAUAGCCGUUACAAUUUGUGGUGCAACCAGGUCCAGUAGUAAAACUCUCAAACAAAAGCAACACGGCGCUAGCAAAAACUACAAAAUUGACUGGCUUAGUUGUUCACAUCUUGCAACAGAUAACAUCAGCGAACAAUUAUCUAAACAUAUUUUCUUGCAAAAUGCAGUGAAAGCCUCAUGGUAGUGGAAGUAAGGUUUGAAAAUUGGGGAAUAUCCCUAAGGUGAUAUUCUUGGAUAUCACCCAAUUUUAGCAGGGGGAUAUUUGGUCAUGUCCUACAUUAAGACCAAUUAAAAAAUGUUUGAUGGAUCAUAUUUAAUAUUGGUUUUGUUAUUUAUCUUUUUUUAUUAAUCUUUAACACAUUUACAUGAAUUAUUGCAUUAAACUUUUUAUAAAGGAUUUUACCCGUACUCAAAUGACAGAUCACUUCGUUCCUCACAGAUGCGGUGUAGAUUUGUGGUUAGUGUCCAUUCGGAGAAGCAGAAAGACUUCAUCAGCAAGGAGUGUUUCGGUUUGGAGGAAAAAAUUACGUCAUGUGAAGAUGUGAGUAACUUUGUGGUAGAUUUUGAAAGGCAAUCAAAGGUAAAAGCAGGUUUUGUAGAACACCAAUCAUGAGAAUUUAUAGGCCCCUCUUGCUACAUGUACCAUAACAAAGGAGGCUGUUCUCCAAAAUGUUAACAAGGAUGAACAUGUAACAUGUUUCUGCUAAACAGAAAUUUUAUGGCACUGGAGAGGAGCAUGGCAUAUGCAAAUUACUAAAUCUUGAAUGUUGAAAAUUUUAAGGCCAUAAAACUUAAUUUAUUGAAAAAAAUUAAGGUGUGUAAUGAUUGUUUACAGUUGUUGCGGGCUAUGCCAUUACAACCCUAAGCUAUAAAAAUGUCUGUGAUUUCCUUUUUAUCCACAGUUAGUAAAUAAAUAUGCAUACUCAACUGCAAACGCAUGGACACUUAAAAAAGUAUUUACAGUGAACAAUGAGACUCUACAGUUCUCUGGGUAUACAUAAGUACAGAAUAGUCACUAUUAGCAUGUGGUAUUUAAUGGAAGCGAUGCACGCUUUCUUGGAAGAAAAGGAUUAUAAUAACAAAGGUUUUUCAUAAAUAGUGAGAGAAGCGAAUCACUGGUGAUGUAUCUGCAAAUAAGCAUUUCCCAUUGGUCUCGCAUCUUAAUUGUAAUAAGCUGCUCACCUUCGAACGAGGACCCCUGCUGUAAGUAAAGAUCCCAGAUCCUCUGGAAUUCUAGGAAAAGUGAACAUUUGGGAUUCAUCACAAAGGCAGACGAGUUCAGAUUAAAAAAGGCGAGGCCUACAAUUUUUCAAAGGUUCCUUUGCCAUUCUUGAAAAGGUGUCAUCCUUCAGGUCUGAAGUUUCUUUACUUGUAUGAGUGCUCUUGUGGGAGUCACAUAUAGGAGAGGGGCAUUGGGGUUUUCGGUUUUGCGGUUUUGGCUAUUUUCUAGAUCGGUUUUUCGGUUUUUGUGCCAAAAAAACUUCGGUUUCACGGUUUUGAUGUUCAUUGCAGUUUGCGGAUUUUCCGGUUUUUCGCAUCUGGUUUUUGGUUUUCGCGAAAAAUAUUAACGGGUUUUCGGAUUGAUAUCCAAUGCGGUUUUCGGUUUUUCCAAUUUGACCUAUUUGGGUUCCGGUUUCUCUUCGAUCUGAGCGGCAGUUACACGCCUCCACUGAUCUCGAAUAGCAGCUAAACGCAAAUGUUAUCGAGACGAAUGCGUGACAAACCAAUUGAAAUAUCGCAGGGAUCCCUAGGUAGCCUACGUGUAGCGGACCCUCAAGGUGGGGGGGGGGGGGGGUGGUUACGGCUAAGCGCGGAACAUUGCUAGGGUUUCUUUAUCAACGUCACCUCGAAAUUGGUGACCAAGUUACAGGCCACACAUGACUGAUUGAUUCAACAUUCCAACAGAAUCUCCAAACUUUCAGAUCUUAGUUCGCAAAUGGAAAGGUUAGAUUAGGGAUAUCCGAUGAAACUUUCCAGAUGAAACUAUAGCUUUUUGCAACUGCAAAAUUGAAAUCCUAUAGAGGACUUUAGUGCGAAUUUCCUUAAUUUAACUAGGCUCCAUUACCAGCUGCUGAGUUCGCAGAGACCACGCUCGAGGUCCUCGAGAGAGCAGCUGUUAAUUUAAGCAGAUACUAGAAGAUACGAAUGCUAAGUCCAUGGAAUUCAUAAAUCCUGUAAUGAAAUUAGUGUAGUUUAGCCUGUAUGCUACACUUGUCACCACUGUAUCGGAUCGAUCAGGUUUUAAUGACUGGGAUGUGAAAAUGUAUUGGUUUUGACAGUUUUGCGUGCGGUUUUCGGUUUUGAUCGAAUUUUUUUUUAGGUUUUGGAUGAUUUUUCCUACGGAUUUGCGGUUUCUAAGAGGCCCCAAUGUCCCCCUCAUAUAGACCUCUGACUGUCUGCCACUGCAAUGGAAUCAAAGAAUAUUGUGGUUAUCUAACAUCUUAUUGUUCUUGUAACAACAGCAUGAUAUGACAGAGGAUAAUGGGGUAGGAUGGGGCAGUGAGUACUUUUGUAGAAAAUCAUAUUCAUUUGGUAGCUGAGAUGUAAACAUUGUUUUUUUCCCCUAAAAAUACUUACCCAGACUAACAAGAGGGAGGCACCCUUGUACCAUGAGCCCUGCCCAUAGGGAAGCCUGUGAAGCUCAUUAAAAUCUAAUCUGAAUUGAUAUUUGUGUUUGGCAGAGUAAGUGGUGGUUAAAUAUGGCCAGUGAAGUCGAAAGAGAUGGAUUUGAUGGUGCCAUGUCAAGUUCUACAGCUCCUGCCUUGAGAAUGUGGCUACCUUUUUGGGGUGGGAUAGAGGCUAAUGAUACUUGGACAGCUCGAAUAUUGGCGUUCUUCAUCCCCAUUGUUAUAAUUUUACUCCUCGCAUAUUUGGUAUGGGCUUUUUACAAUUUCAUUUUCUGUCUGCUGGCUUUUAACAUAGAAUCAGCGAAUAGAAAUGAAGCACUAGCACUGAAGUCGAAAUAACACGAAACGUUAGAAACUCUUAACGGUGGCCAGUUUACGUUAUCAACUCAGUUGAUAAUACUAAAUUACCCUGUUAUUACUCUCUCUCCAACGCAGCACCACAGUUUAUUUAGAGACUCCCUUUAUUCAUAUGAACAUAAGAGGCUGGUCAUUAUUUCUCGCCUGGGUUGAGGUAGUGUAACGAUAAGAUUUUUAGUCAUCGAGUUUUUGUGCUAACUAUGUAUAAAAUUCAGCGUGGAAACUGCGAGAUUUUGCCAAGCUCAGCAAAGCGUGCAUGCUAUUAGUUCCAAUUCAAUCAGUCGUAAACAGUCCUUAUUUGGUCAUAACUGUAAUAGGUGUUAAACUGUAACCGUCGCCUGUCGUGGCCUUUAGUUUAGUUGUUAUCUACCUGAGCUUUUCGGAAGUGAUUAAUCUUGUAAAAGGCGAAAUUCCUUUCUAGCCAGUCGUUGUAUUAGAUUACGUGAUCCUUUAGAUAAUUCAUAGCAUUACCUAAUCCUUUAUACCUUUGGCUUACAUGCAACUGUU